UGCCAGUGUUGGCUACAGCUGCAAGGACCAGCGCUGCAAGAAGCAGGACUCUACUUUGACCAAAUCAAACGAGGGGCAAAGCGAGGAAAAAGGCGGAUCGAGCUCAAAGAACGUUUGCCAGUGGCAGUGCCAGCUGAAGUGAUGAUCAUUUUCCCACUAUGAUGGUGGAUCGAACUUCAUCUGGAUGGGAUUGGGCCCCAAAGUCCUGGUGCUAGUGAUACAAACAUUUGCAUCACAGACACCUGAAAAGACAAGCACACAUUUAGAAAAGCUGUGUAUGCUUUAAAAGGCUUGACAUUCAAACAGUGCCUGGACGAGAGAGUCAUGCUGACUCAGGCUGAGAUAGACGGAUGCAGGGAGGCGUUCAGCAGAUUCGACAGGGAUGGGAGUGGCACAAUUGAUGCCACGGAGCUGCGGGCUACCCUAGAGGCACUGGGGCAGAAACCAACGGACGAGGAGCUCUUCCUCAUGAUUGCGCAGGUGGAUGAAGACAACAGCGGGGAGAUCGAGUUCCCCGAGUUUCUCAAGGUGAUUGAGAAUCAGAAGAAGGUGCUUGCAGCCAUGGGCGACGAGACGGACACGUUGGACGCUUUUAUUGCACUUGGAGGCGAGUCCGACAAGCGCGGGCAAAUCUCGACGGAAAAGCUGCGAGCCGUGAUUAAGGAUUUUGGGCUUACGAUCGACAUAGAGCAGCUGAUCAAGGAAACAGAUUUGGACGGAUCCGGCUUCAUCGACUACGAGGAAUUCAAAACCAUGAUGACAUGAUGCGCAUGGCAGUUCCCGGUGCUUCUCGACUAUCGAAGUUACUUACAAACCAUACCUGCGACGAACGGCCCGGGAAGUUUCAAAAUGAGGUGUCUUAGGAGCCUCGUUCAUCCAGACUAGCAAUCUGAGAAGUGACGGGGAAUUUAAUAAACACAGCUUAUCCAAAGAUGAUCAUGCUCCUGUAGACAAGUAUCCGUCAGAGUCUCGAAAUAAGCCCUAGUUUCGAUAUCAUUAGAGCGGUG
Molecule: messenger RNA, 1007 nt
Organism: Klebsormidium nitens
Lineage: Eukaryota; Viridiplantae; Streptophyta; Klebsormidiophyceae; Klebsormidiales; Klebsormidiaceae
Source: the annotation of a GenBank genome assembly